AUGGACUGCCCGCUGCAGAGGCUGGAGUGUUUGCCACAGCUAUCUGUGGCUGCAAGUUCCCUGCUGGGGGUUGUGGGGGGAGAGAGUUGGAGCAAUGAGGAGCAGAAUCAGUGGUCAUCCAAAGAUGCUCCUCCUUCAUCUCUCACCAGUGAGGUCCACCCUCCCCCCAACCCAACAGUCCUGAAGUCUAACCCCUGCAGAGACCAGAAUGUCUGCAGUUCAUUGCCACAUCUGAGCACUGCAAGGGCUGUGGUAGAAAAGCUGCACUGUAAAAGUGAGCCCAGCAGUAGUGCAGACAAAGGAGGGGAGGCUGUCGGGAUUGGCUCUGAAAAGUGCAAACUAGCUGCAGGAGGAGGUUUGCGAACCGUGUACCCCACCCUGCUGGAGCCUUGUGCCUACCCCUACCUCACACCCUGCCAGAGCCACUGGCCGCUCAACCUUGCUGUUGGAUCCCUGACCUCCGUGCUCCUAGAGCUGCACUACAGCCACCUCCCUGGCCGUGGAAGCCACCUGAGAGUUGCUCAGCAUACCUCCCAUGAAGAUUCAGCAACAGUAGAGCAAUCCCCCCUGGGUCCAAUCUUGAGAGACACCUCUCAAACUCUGAGGACUGCAAGAGGAAGCCAGACCCUACCCUAUAGGGAUAUUAGUGCUGCAGAGCAGCUGGGGAAAAGUGACCACUGGCACCCCUUGUCUUCCAGACUAAUGAAUGUGUCCAGCAGAGAAACUACCAACUCUGUCAGCCACUUUAUCCUCAUGGGCUUUCCCUCAAGCCCCAAAAUGCAGCUCCUCUACUUCGGGCUUUUCUCAGUAGUUUAUACUCUCACCCUGAUGGGCAAUGCAGCCAUUGCCUGUGCUGUGCAUUGGGACCGGCGCCUUCACACACCCAUGUAUAUCCUUUUAGGAAAUUUUUCUCUCCUGGAAAUAUGUUAUGUCACCACCACUGUUCCUAAAAUGUUGGCCAACUUCCUCUCCACAAACAAGUCCAUCUCCUUUGUGAGUUGUUUUGCACAGUUCUACUUCUUCUUCUCCUUUGGGUGUGAUGAGGGCAUCUACCUUUGCAUCAUGGCCUUUGACAGGUGCCUUGCCAUCUGCCGCCCUCUGCAUUAUCCACGCAUCAUGACCAGGCAGCUGUGCACUGGCCUUAUCAUCUUCGGGUGGUCAUGUGGGCUCAUUGUCUUCCUCACUCCAGUUGUUCUCAUUUCAAAGUUGCCUUACUGUGGCCCAAAUGUCAUCAACCAUUUUGUGUGUGAUCCUGUUCCACUGAUGAUGUUGUCCUGUUCUAAAGACGUCACCACCCAGCUCAUUUAUUCCACUUUCAAUUAUAUUUUUAUGAUUGGCACCUUUCUCUUUAUCCUUUGUUCUUAUGCUCUAGUGAUUCUGGCUGUGGUGAGGAUGACCUCAGAGGCUGGCAAACGAAAGGCUUUCACCACUUGUGCUUCUCAUCUGGCAGUUGUCACCCUGUUUUAUGGCUCUAUUUUUGUGAUGUAUGUUAGUCCUAAAUCAGGACACCCAGCUAAAAUGCAAAAAAUCAUUACCCUGUUUUAUUCUGCAAUAACACCUUUGUUCAAUCCCCUAAUAUACAGUCUCAGGAACAAGGAGAUGAAGCAUGCUCUGGUGAAAAUCUUCAAGACCAGAGAAAGUGUUCAUAAAAGAUAA
Otolemur garnettii (small-eared galago) is the source of this 1656-nucleotide messenger RNA. Its product is annotated as olfactory receptor 11G2-like. Gene Ontology annotation, biological process: G protein-coupled receptor signaling pathway. Bases 1 to 1656 code for a protein of 551 amino acids. Gene Ontology annotation, molecular function: olfactory receptor activity. The record is from RefSeq and is a predicted model, not a curated record. Gene Ontology annotation, cellular component: membrane. The transcript has 4 exons. Lineage: Eukaryota; Metazoa; Chordata; Mammalia; Primates; Galagidae.